CUCUUGUUUUCGCUCCGGAUUCUCCAUGUUGGACCCAAACUGAGGAGCCCGGAGCUGCUGCCGGGGGAUCGGGGCCGGGGGCACCCGGGGGAGCCGCUGCCCGGGCCGCCUGCCCUCCGUAUAGGCCGCCUCCCUUCCCGGCCCUGGGAGGAAACGAGAGCAGGGAUGUGAACAGCUGUGGGAGUCCGAGUCUUGGGAGCCGGAGCCGGAGCGGGCCCCCGCCCAGGCCCCCCAGCCCAGCCCAGCCUGCGCGCCCGCCGGUCCUCCCGCCCAGCCAGCCCGGGUCCGUGGGAUUGUUAGAUGGAACACGGCUCCAUCAUCACCCAGGCGCGGAGGGAAGACGCCCUGGUGCUCACCAAGCAAGGCCUGGUCUCCAAGUCCUCUCCUAAGAAACCUCGUGGACGGAACAUCUUCAAGGCCUUUUUCUGCUGUUUUCGCGCCCAGCAUGUUGGCCAGUCAAGCUCGUCCACUGAGCUCUCUGCAUACAAGGAGGAAGCCAACACCAUUGCUAAGUCGGAUCUGCUCCACUGUCUCCAGUACCAGUUUUAUCAGAUCCCGGGGACCUGUCUGCUCCCAGAGGUGACAGAGGAAGAUCAAGGAAGGAUCUGCGUGGUCAUUGACUUGGAUGAAACACUUGUGCAUAGCUCCUUUAAGCCAAUCAACAACGCUGACUUCAUAGUGCCUGUAGAGAUUGAGGGGACCACUCACCAGGUGUAUGUGCUCAAGAGGCCUUACGUGGAUGAGUUCCUGAGACGAAUGGGGGAACUCUUUGAAUGUGUGCUCUUCACUGCCAGCCUAGCCAAGUAUGCCGACCCCGUGACGGAUCUGCUGGACCGGUGUGGCGUGUUCCGGGCCCGCCUGUUCCGGGAAUCCUGUGUGUUCCACCAGGGCUGCUACGUCAAGGACCUCAGCCGCCUGGGAAGGGACCUGAGGAAAACCCUCAUUCUAGACAACUCGCCCGCCUCUUACAUCUUCCACCCGGAGAAUGCGGUGCCCGUGCAGUCUUGGUUUGAUGACAUGGCAGACACUGAGCUGCUGAACCUGAUCCCGAUCUUUGAGGAAUUGAGUGGAGCAGAGGAUGUCUACACCAGCCUUGGGCAGUUGCGGGCCCCUUAGCCUUCCCUGCUUCCAAGCAGUGGCCAUCCCAGUAGGGGACUUUCCUACACUGUGCCUUUAUGAUCAGCCUGACGGAGCAGAAGCUGAAGCAUCUCACCAAGUGGGGCCUGGAGGAGAAGUGACUGGAAAGGGCUUUAGGACAGGAUAAGGUGCCAAGUGGGCACGUAGCAGACCAACGACUCCCAGAGCUGCCUGCUCCCUGAGUUGGGUUCCCAAGUGAGAGAGAGAGAGAGAGAGAGAGAGAGAGUGUGUGUGUGUGUGUGUGUGUGUGUGUGUAUGUCUGGUCUCUGUGUGUCUGUGUCUCACCCUGAACUGUGGCCCCACGAUACAUGUUCAGGUUAAGGGAAAAACUGAAAGAUCAAGACUCCCCAGGUUAGUCUGCCUCCUCUCCAGCCCUGAGAGCCCCCGUGCUCGGUAGGGAUGAAGACUGUUGAAGGCUCUGUUGCCAAACUCAUGACCUUUCCUUGGUGUUAGAAGGCUCAUGCCAAGGAGAAAGGGCAAAUCAGAGGCUGCCUUCAGGUAUCCCAGGCACACGCCUUUCUGAUACUUUUCUCCAGCCAGCUACUGCAGACAGAACGACAACAUUUCUGAAAAGAAAAGCUUGUUUCCAGAACCAGUAGCCCCAGCAUCCAUCAAGUCCUGUGGUGUGAGGGCUGCACAUGCCUCCAGCCAAGUGCCUGGCAUGGACCCUUUCUGUGUCUCCCCAAGGCUUGGGUGCUGGGCCUGCCUUCCUCAUCGCCUAGCCAUAGUCUUGAACCUUUGGGGAAGGAGGUCUUCUCCCUGGCCUGGAAGAGGACAAAUAAGGUUUCCGUUCUUUUGACUCUCUUUUAAAAUUCUCUUUCUAAACAUGGGAGUGUUGGGCCUGUUUUGUUUCUGACAAAGCUGCAGUCCUGGGCCCGAGAUGAAUGUGGGAGGCCCUGGGGGUGCAGGGAUGAGGAGAACCCCCAAACCAUGAACGUGUGUGUCCCCUUGGCUUGUAGAUCAGCUGAGCAUGGGACCAUGUCCCUAAGUCUGCUCUUCAGGGAUUCUCUGCUGGUGCUGGUGUGAGGACUUCUAUUCCAAAGUCUGGGAGGGUCGCUUGGAGCCCACGCCCGCCCUGCUUCCAGGGCUGUUUCCUGUGUCCCCCCCCACCCCCGCCCGCCCCCCGGGCCUGGCCUGUGCCUCUCACUCUCUGGUUCUGUCUCAUCCCUCCUGUGCUGUUGCUUUUUUGCUCCAGGGCCUCAGAGGCACUCCUGCUUUCCCUAGCUGAGAAGAGGGGCAUUCUCUUCAUUCUCUUCAUUUCCUUUGCCACCCUAAUGCACAUGCCUCCUGCCUCCCAUGACAGGUGUGAGCGAGCCCUUGACACACCUCGGCUUUGCGUGUCUCUCGCUUUCCAAGUUUCUUAGUAGCGAAUGCUUUUAAAAAUUGCCACAAAAUGGAAGUUUCCUGAGGAUGGAGAAGGGGAAGUGCUGCUGUAAUUGGGAGCACAAGGGUAUCCCAAAAGGGAGCCCCACCCCAGCAUCACUGCCUUAAUUAUGGCCUCCCCUGGGGCUGGCUGGGGUUGUCUCCUGUUCUCCCUUCCUCCUUCCGUCCCUCCCUCCUCCUGGGGCAGGAGGCAGUUCCUCUCCCCAUCUCUGCUUUCCCUGGAGGCAGGGGGUCACAAAGCAUUUGAGGACACCCCCCUCAGGACUCUUCCCUAUUAUCCUUUUCAGUGUCCACACACUGGGUUCAGCCUGAGGAAUUGGCCAGUUUUGAGCCAGCCAGGUGGUGGGGCAGCAGCUUGGUCUUCUGAGAGGUAGUGGGCUGACUGGCAUCAUUCUCUAAGCAUUUGGUAUCAGCCCCCCUCCUUGUCCCAAGGUUGUAUGGCCAUGUCUUUCCUACUGGUGUCACAAAAGUGGAACAGAGUCCCUGGUGAUGUGUGGUCAUUUCCCCCAGUACCAUUCCCCAGUGCCCUUGGGGUCCUACAGGUAAAGGAGGAGGGGUCCGGUGCUAGCCAGGAAUGAGACCUCCUGAGGGGAAAUGGGACUUUCUGAUUCUAAGGCCCUCUCUGGGCCUUUAUCCUAAUACUGUGGAAGGGGCCUCUCUCCCAGGCCCCACCCUGAGGGUUAGCCUCUGGGCCAAAUCUGCCACCAGGGCCCAGCCAAACUUUUCUAAGCAAUAAGCAGCUCUAAGCUGAUCCAGUUUUAGGACCCUUCCUGCCCUCCUUUGGGUCUCCCAUGUUUUUGCCAGUGAGGGAAGAGCCUGUGCCCCCCCCCUUUCCUAACAGGCUCAUCCAAAUGCUCCAAGUGUGACUCAUGAUUACAGCCCAGGAUAUCUUGGUGAGGGGUGUCCCUGCCGCUUCUGCAUGAAACCUCUGCUCUCUAGGCCUUGUUCCCAUCAGAACCCUGCCCUGCCCUGCCCACCUGCAGGUCCUCAGCAGGAAUAUCCCAUUCCCUCUUUCCCCCUUCUCCUGCUACUGGCAGAGAAGGAACUUGGCCAAAUAAACCUAAACAGGGUCCAUCCAUGUGGACCAGAGCCAGCCUGAAGUCAUUAUUUACUGUCUGGUUUCCAGUUUCACAGUGUGUUAGGGGCGAGUGAUGAUUGAUUGCCAAACGCUCCUCAGAGGGAUCAGCCAGCCUCUGGGGGGGAGAAGGGCAAGAUUGGGAGGGAAGCAGUUUAGCCCAGAAUCUGUUCUGGGGCUUCCCGUCAGCCCUUCCUGUUGGAGGCUGUCCUCAAGAGGCAGUAGGCCACUGUGCCUGGUCAGCCCCAACUCGAGCCAUACCCAGAAUCUGCCCACCUGCCAGCUUCAGUUCUUCAAGGUGCCUCUUCAGGGACACAGUGUGUGUGUGUCUCUCUGAUUGGGCUUCUAAAUCAAAAGCCUGAUGUUCGUGUCCCUCUCAUAGGGGGAGCUUUGGACACAGGACCAGUCUGGAAACAGUCAAGGGAAGAGUUUCCACUCUGCACAUUGUAGAGGGGAUGCUCUGUAGGCCCGUGGGUCCUUUCCUCUAGAGAGGUUGAGUAAAUUUGCCUUCAGUUAACCCAGGACCUUCUGUUUAGUUCCCUCCUGCCUCCCAAAGAUUUUGACCAUUUUGUUAAGUGUUUCAGCUCACCUCUGUGAACAGUGGCCAAGAAGCAUCUUUGUGCUAAAAGCAUGAGAAGUCUAUAAAGGCAGUUGUUCCCUGGGAGACAGAUCCUGUUCAGAUCUGCUGCCCCUGCCCUGUUCUUGAGGCCUCCUUCAGGAGGGCAGCCCUCCAUGUAGGGCUGUCCUAAAUCCCAUGUGCCAGCCAGGCCAAGUGUCUGUGGAAGGUAAGCCCCUUUUUCCCUUCAGGUCUUCUAUUGGUUACCAUUGCUAUUCCUCAACCACUUUUUGUAAAAUGGGGUUAGUUUUGUCUUUUUUUUUUUUUUUUUUUUAAUGCCAAUAAUUACUUGCAUUCAAGCAGAGGAGGGAAGGCGGGGUGACCUGCUGUCCUACGCCCUGCUCUAGGUCCUGCCCCUGGAGCAGACCAUCCUCUUUGGGCCCUAUGAGCUUCGCUUAUAGUUAUGCCAAGUUCAACACAUUCCACGUCCUGCUGCUUUCCCCCUCAAGAUGCCAUGUGGAGGGCAGAGGAUCUGCUUCCCACUGUGACUGGGCUGUGGGACUCUGACUACCUUGCUUACAUAUUCAUGGUUUGAUAAAUUUGUUGUAUUCAAAACUUGAAAUGUAGAACGCCAUUAAGUGUCUGUUUAUAUUUUUGGAAUAUUUGUAUUACUUACAAUUAAUUAAUAAAAGCGGGUUUUAAAAACCCAUCCAGAAAUGGGA
Messenger RNA from Mustela erminea (ermine), 4873 nucleotides. It is a transcript of the gene CTDSP2, whose product is annotated as CTD small phosphatase 2. The coding region runs from base 301 to 1116 and encodes 271 amino acids. The transcript is spliced from 8 exons. Gene Ontology annotation, molecular function: RNA polymerase II CTD heptapeptide repeat phosphatase activity. The record is from RefSeq and is a predicted model, not a curated record. Lineage: Eukaryota; Metazoa; Chordata; Mammalia; Carnivora; Mustelidae.